GGUAACUGGAACCGUAGCAAAAGGUACGUACCGUAUGUUCUGUACGAAUACAGUAGGUACGAUAGUAUUUCGUGCCGAGACAGACGGACGGUACCAAUCACGAAGUCGAAACGCUCCGUGAAUUUCCAUGACACUAUUGUUCCAUCUGUGACGACCCUGGUCUAGCAUUCCGGCCAUCCAUCACAACUCAAUGAGAUAUAGCAACAAUGGAGACCAGCAAAUGUAGAAUCACGAACAGAAAGAGAAAACGGACGUUAACACCUAGAGUAGCUUGGCCAAUCUGCCUAGCCAUUUUCCAUUGUUCCGAAAACUUUGUUCACUCCUUUCAGGCAGCCCUGUCAGCAUUUAACCAUGACAGACCUGUCGGGAGGCACACAAUUCGCAACGGCGAGCUCUCUUUAUUUGCUACGACCAAAAAACACAACACCACUGAUAUCGAAACCGACUCCACAAAGUUGGGCGGAUCAUGGACAGAAGAAAGUAUGCUGGAUGUGUUGCAGAACGGUGGUAAAUCUACUCUCCCCGAACCAGACUACUGCUGCGUGGACUGUGAUGAUAUUUCAGGACCCUUUGUCAGUCGCGAAGAUUCGGAUUCUACAUUCCUCCAAUAUACGGACGAUGGACUCAUUCUACCUGCAGGUCCCAUUGGACAAUUGAAGGAAUCCAUUGCCAAUUUUCUGAAAGAGCCAUCUGUCGAGAUUCUGAUUUCAUUAGUUGUUUUGCUGAAUUCGCUUCUAGUGGCUCUUUCAACCCUUGAUUCCCUGAAUGCCUUCCUUCCCAUGAUCCGCGUGGUAGAAAUAAUUAUCGGCACUAUCUUUUUUGCAGAUUUUGCCGCGAGAUGGUUUUCAUCGAGCCGUGAGGAGCUGGGCUUUAUUCUCGAUCCACAAUUUGUCAUUGAUAUUCUCGUGGCAAUCUUGCCGUUCGCGGUGGUCAUCACGCCCUCCUCGUUUUGGCAAGAAGUCGCGCUCUUGCCUUCUGCCCUUGCGGAACCCUCGGGAUUGUUCAAUUUGCAACUGUUGCGGGUCCUUCGGCUUCAGCGCUUUCUCCAAGACCUGGAUACAUUUGACAGAUUCAUGGAACAAGCAACCGGAAGAACUAGCGCCACUACGUACAUAGUGCAAGACUGGCAAUUGCAACUCGCACGGGUUGGAUUGUCCCUCUUCACUCUGAUUUCCGUAGCGACCGGUUUGAUAUAUACGGCAGAACAUACAGUAAACCCUAAUAUCAACAAUUACUUCGAUGCCCUGUAUUUCGGAUUGACAACAUUGACUACUGUUGGGUUUGGAGAUGUCACACCGGUCACUUCACAAGGGAGAUUGAUUGUUUGUGGGAGUAUCCUUUCGGGAGUAGCAGUUGUUCCAGCACAAGCCGCUGCACUUCUCGAAGCUCUGCUGGAUCGAGAGGACAUUCGGAACGGGCGUACGAAGUCGAUGAGAAAUAAAAUUACGAAAAGCCGUGAAUCCACGGUCAACGCUCGCAGUGGCAACGAAAACGAUUUAACUCUGAACACUACCUUUACCUGCCGCCAAUGCGGUGCAUCUUUCCAUUGGUCUUCGGCACAAUAUUGUUAUCGCUGCGGAAGUGAAGUGCAAUUUUGAAAGCGUAACGCUGGGAAAGCCGAAAUACUUUUCGGCAAGUGGAGCUUAUUUGAAUCUAGAAUAGGGAACAUUGUGACGAGACCAAACCAUGACAUAACUAAGUUGGACGAGGAGACUGAUAGUUUUCGGUCUACAACAAUUCAAUGGGCGAUCGUAGGAUAUUUAAUUUUCAAUCUGAAUUCAACAAAUCUUGUAAAUUUAA
This is a messenger RNA of Pseudo-nitzschia multistriata, 1800 nucleotides long. The record is from the annotation of a GenBank genome assembly. Lineage: Eukaryota; Bacillariophyta; Bacillariophyceae; Bacillariales; Bacillariaceae.